AUGCAAUUUCUGCUCUUUCUGCAGGAACAGGAAUACCUGAAUCCACCGCGUCCAAUACUACCGCUUCUGGAGAAGAUCAUCCGCCAGAUGGAGGAAGGCCCUGCACCUAUGCCACCUGUUCUUCGUGCAGCCCCAGCGGAAGCCGUUACGCGUCCGGCUCUGCUUGUAGUAAGAAAAAUUGUGGUAAAUCAAUCGUUCCUUGCCCCGAGAUGUCAUAAAUAUGUUUACUGCAACAUUCAAAGGGAUGAGUCUCUAAGUUACGUCUAA
This is a messenger RNA of Leptosia nina, 267 nucleotides long. NCBI's taxonomy places the organism in Eukaryota, Metazoa, Arthropoda, Insecta, Lepidoptera, Pieridae. The record is from the annotation of a GenBank genome assembly.